AUGUGUCAAAUGCUUGCUCAGCUAUGUUGGAAACUAAAAGUCAUAAAGAGUGAUCUGAGAGCACUAAACAGAGAAAAAUUUUCCCAAAUACAAGAGAGAGUUAGUGAGGCUAACAAUUUGCUUCAAUGUGCGCAGGUGGAGGCCCUGUUGAACCUGACGACUGCUACUUUCCUAGCGGAGAAGGACCUGCAACAAAACUGGACUUUUUUGAGGCAGAUUGAAGAGAUGUACUUCCGUCAAAAAUCAAGGAUAAAUUGGCUAAGAGAAGGACCCCUAAACACUACUUACUUUCAUCGGAUUUGUCAGGUUCGUGCAAGCUACAACUGCAUACGUGCCUUCAUGACACUCACUGGUGCUCUGAUAACUGAUCCUCUUGAAAUGAGCUUACUGGCGAUCAACCAUUUUCAAUCUGUCCUUGGACCGAUAAACUACCACCCCCCUCCAAUCUUCUCUCAUCCUGACUUGUUCCACGAGAUUUUAGGCUACACUUUCCCUGAAGAACAGACGCAAAGUAUGGUAUCGAUCCUCUUAGAUGAAGAAAUCUCGAAAAUGUUUUUCAGAUUAAACCCCAACAAGGCGCCAGGGCCAGACGGACUAACCUCAGCUUUCUUCAAGUCAUCUUGGGAAACCAUUGAGCAUCAAAGUCAAACCGCUUUCAUUAAAGAUCGACUGUUGGUAGAGAACACUGUCCUAGCAGGAGAACUGAUAAAUGGUUACCACAAGAACAAAGGGGUGAAGAAAAUUACCAUAAAGGUGGAUAUUUCCAAAGCCUUUGAUACCCUCUCGUGGGAAUUCUUAUUCUCAUGUCUCCAUGGUCUUCACCUACCCCCUCAGUUCAUCUCGAGGAUCAGAGCCUGUAUCUGCACUACUAGCUUCAUGUUAGGCUAUAACGGAACGGUCAACGGGUUCUUUAAAGGAAAACGGGGGGUUAGACAGGGUGACCCCCUAUCACCUUACCUGUUUGUGAUUGCUAUGAAUGUCCUCUCACACAUGCUGAACAGAGCUGCAUCGCAAAACAGAUUGAAGUUUCACUCCAAUUGCGACAAAAUGAAACUGACCCAUCUCUCCUUUGCGGAUGACCUCUUAAUCUUCAUUGAUGGAUCAAUUGAAUCGGUGCAACAGGUCCUGCAAGUUUUGAAAGAAUUUGAAAUGAGAUCAGGCUUAUCGGUUAGUAUGCAGAAAACUAGCUUCUUUGCAUCAGGUCUGACAACAGAGGAAGUACAAACGGUUCAAGCAUCAACGGGAAUGGCCCUUGGGAAAUUACUUUUUAGAUAUUUGGGUGUUCCUCUUGAUUCAAGGAAGAUCACUCUUGCCAACUGCGAGCCCUUGAUCCAGGAGGUAAAAGUAAAAUUCAACUCUUCGUCUGUAAAGUCGCUAUCUUUCGCAGGAAGAUUCCUCAUCAAAAUUGUCAUUGCUGGGAUCACAAACUUUUGGUGCUCUGCGUUUAUCUUGCCCAAGGCCUGUGUUGCUCAGAUCAACUCACUCUGCAGUAUCUUCCUAUGGAAAGGAAAUCUUGAAGGACAUAAUAAUGCGAGGGUUGCUUGGGAAACAGUGGUGCUCACCAAGAGGCAAUGCAGCCUAGGAGUAAAGGACUUAAAAACAUGGAAUAAAGCAUGCUGCCUUCGGCUUGUCUGGAUGCUAUUCUUUCGUCAAGACUCUGUUUGGGUAAUGUGGUUCAAAGAAGUCAUCCUCAAAGGAUCCAUUCACAACUACUGGACCACUACUCCAAAGCAAUCAUAUUCCUGGAUCUCAACUAACUUCAGAACGGGAGAGCUUUACACUUACCUUUCAGAUGAAAGGCAGGAUGUCCAAUGGCAUAAAGCAGUUUGGACUUCUAGAGGGAUUCCACGGCACAACUUUCAUACGUGGCUGAUAGUUCUAGAUAGGCUCCCUACUCGUGAUAGACUGGCUAGAUGGGGAUUACAAGUUGAUCAGCAGUGCCUCCUCUGUAACUCCUAUCCUGAAACCCGCGAUCAUCUCUUUGGAGCCUGUUCCUACUCACAUCAACUUUGGCGGCUCACGGCGAGCAGACUACCACUUUCGCCUCUAACUACCUGGUUGCAAACUUUAGACCAGAUGAUUUCCCUUCCCCCACCAGCCUCUUCACGUCUUCUCACACUCCUAGCUUGGCAAUCAACUCUGUACUGGAUUUGGAAUGAGAGGAACAGCCGACUUCAUGCAAACAACUACCGAUCAAUCGACACGAUCUUCUCCCAGAUUGACAGGCAGGUUAGAAACAAGAUCCAGAGCUUCAGAGAAUCCAAUCCUGUCCGAUCGUCGCAAAUGAUGCAACAAUGGUUUGCGUGA
Molecule: messenger RNA, 2307 nt
Organism: Brassica napus (rape)
Lineage: Eukaryota; Viridiplantae; Streptophyta; Magnoliopsida; Brassicales; Brassicaceae
Exons: 3
Coding region: 1-2307 (768 amino acids)
Source: RefSeq, a predicted model, not a curated record